Drosophila pseudoobscura is the source of this 12174-nucleotide messenger RNA. It is a transcript of the gene NaCP60E, whose product is annotated as Na channel protein 60E. Gene Ontology annotation, molecular function: protein binding; voltage-gated sodium channel activity. The transcript is spliced from 29 exons. NCBI's taxonomy places the organism in Eukaryota, Metazoa, Arthropoda, Insecta, Diptera, Drosophilidae. Gene Ontology annotation, biological process: membrane depolarization during action potential; sodium ion transmembrane transport; neuronal action potential. Gene Ontology annotation, cellular component: voltage-gated sodium channel complex; plasma membrane. The record is from RefSeq and is a predicted model, not a curated record. Bases 904 to 9612 code for a protein of 2902 amino acids.
AUUACGUCAAACGGCAAGGAAAACCCGUUUUACAGCUCAGUCACACGACGAACCUUAGAGUAAACGCACGCGUCCUUUAGAACCUGAAUACAACGCGUAUAUAAAAAUAGAUAUACUGCACUCACGUUCAACUAUUACAUAAAGUGGCACAUCAUCAUUUAUAACACAUCGACAACAUAUAAAAUUCAACAAAGGAAACAAGAAUUGAAACAAACUAAAAGUAAACAACAAUUAAAGGAACAUUUUUAAAGACGCAUCACAAAAUGUAAAGCAAUAAUCAGCACAAAAGCCAGCAAAAGCUUACAAUAGAAGUAGAAGAAGCAGCAUAGCUUGGCUUGGCUCUUGAAGCUUGCUGGGAGGAGAGUGCUGGGUAGGAGGAGAGGACUGGAUUGGAUUGGAUUGGAUUGGGGCAGUAGCAGCAGCAGCAGCAGCAGUAGCAGCCGCAGCGAUGCCAAGUGCCAUUAUUGGAAACUGUCGUAGUCAUAAGAUUUGCAUACUAUAGCCAUAGUAUCAUCAUGAAAAGCACCAGCGUGAUAAGCACAACAGCAACAAAAACAGCAACAACAAUCAUAGGAGAAAUAGCAACAAAAUGGUUAACAAAGGGAACGGUGACAAUAUUAACGGUAAACGAAGCGAUCCGCAUGCAUGAAAAGUGAGAGUGAGGGAGUGAGACAUAUGUACAUAUGUAUAGUACUACAUACAUACAAUACAUUCCGAUAUCGAGUGAGAGCCGAGCUUUGAGAGAGGGAGAGAAAGAGAGAGACAUGCCGCUAGCUGAGAAGAUAGGAAAUAUAUAUAUAUAUAUACAUAUAUAUAUAGCAUAGGACACAAAAUACAGGAGACAACAGCAUCGCAACAACCGCCAGAGCCACAGAACAAACAAAACGACGACAAUCAGUCAAGAUGAGUGAUGAUCAAGCCGGGGCCAAUGAUGAAAAAGCUGUUGCCAAACACCAGGUCGUUGCCUACACGCAGAGGUCGCAGGUCAAGCACGAGAACCGGCACAUCCAGCUGGUGCGGGAAUAUGGCUUCCACCCGCGCACCAAAGCCUCCGUGGAGGACGGCGAUGUGCUGCCGCGGAAGUUUGAGCCCUUUCCGGAGGAUAUGUACGGCAAGCCGCUCGAGGAGAUUGACACCUUCAUAUACGAGGAGACAUUCUGUGUGGUUUCGAAACGCUUUCGCAAGAAUUACAUCCAUCGUUUCACAGGCACCAAGAGCCUAUUCCUCUUCCAUCCAUGGAGUCCAGCGCGGCGCGUGUGCGUCUAUAUCGCAACGAACCAAUUUUUCGACUACUGCGUCAUGGCCACCAUUCUGUUCAACUGCAUUUUCCUAGCCAUGACCGAGACGGUCGAGGAGGCUGAGUACAUCUUUCUGGCGAUUUACUCCAUCGAAAUGGUGAUCAAAAUCAUUGCCAAAGGCUUUCUGCUCAACAAGUACACCUAUCUGCGCAACCCAUGGAAUUGGCUAGACUUUGUGGUCAUAACUAGUGGCUAUGCCACCAUUGGCAUGGAGGUUGGCAACCUGGCGGGGCUGCGUACCUUUCGCGUGCUGCGCGCUCUCAAGACGGUUUCCAUCAUGCCCGGACUUAAGACAAUUAUCAACGCGUUGCUUCACUCCUUCCGUCAACUGGCGGAGGUUAUGACGCUCACCAUCUUCUGUUUGAUGGUCUUUGCCCUCUUCGCCCUGCAGGUCUAUAUGGGCGAGCUGCGCAACAAGUGUGUGCGCCACGUGCCCUCCGAGUGGUCCAACGUCUCCCAUCUAGACUGGCAUAUGUGGGUCAACGACACGGACAACUGGCUAUUCGACGAUGAGGAGAUGCCCGUGCUUUGUGGAAACUUGACGGGCGCCCGUCACUGCCCAUUCGGCUAUAUGUGCAUCUGUGUCGGCGAGAAUCCCAAUCAUGGCUAUACCAACUUUGACAAUUUCAUGUGGUCAAUGCUAACGACCUUUCAGCUGAUUACAUUGGACUACUGGGAGAAUGUCUACAAUAUGGUGCUAGCAACUUGUGGUCCAAUGAGUGUCAUAUUUUUUACGGUGGUUGUGUUUUUUGGCUCAUUCUACUUGAUUAACCUGAUGCUAGCCGUUGUCGCGUUGAGUUACGAGGAGGAGGCGGAGAUAACAAACGAGGAGCGGAAAAAGGAUUUGCUGGACCAUCGGGAUGAUUCCACGUUCAGCUUUGAUCCAUCCGUGCUGAAUGUUAAGAAAUUGAACAAGAACAACAAGAAGAGGAUCGACUCCCGCAAGGGCGUCCUCCUGGCCUCGUACAGCAAGAAGAAGACGCGCCGAAAAAAGACCAAAGGCGGAAAAGAGACUAAUGGCAAUGGGAAUGGGAAUGGGAACGGCAGCAAUGGCCAUGAAAACGAUGCCAACAAAUCCCCUUCCGCCACACCCAGCCCGGGACCAAGUCCGCGACACAGUGCCACGGAGCGUCCCUCCGCCCUCACGCGUCAGGCUCAGAAGCAAUACAAGCAGAUAGAGCAGCAGCAGCAUCAUCAGCAUCUGCUGGCCAAGGUACCCGCCGCUGCUACGCCCAAGAACCGCAUUAGCUUCCAGGAGGAGCCGCAGAAGAACCCCAACAUGCUGUACCCCUCGGACAACAAGGGCCAGCUCAUCGCCAGCAGCCGUCAGACGAGCUCCAACUCAAGUGGCGUCAAUCGCGAAUCCUCGCAGGACGAUUCCGGGGUGGUCGACGAUCACGAGGAGCAGGAUCCGGCCAACGAGCUGGGCCACGUGUCCACCGUGGAGUUGGCCCUAUCCCCGCGUGAAGUGCGCCUCAUCAAGUGCAAUGGGAACAUAGCCCGCAUCAAGAAUCAUAAUGUUUAUGCCCUGCAUCAGGAGUUCUCCUCGGAGGUGGUUGUUAUCGAUGAUCUGCCCGACCGCAACUGCGAUCGCUGUGUCCACUGCUGCGCCGACUACGAGAGCUGGCUGCAGUUCCAGAACUGCCUCUACAAGGUGGUGAGGGAUCCGCUCUUCGAGCUGGCUAUCACGCUGUGCAUUGUGCUAAACACAGCCUUUCUGGCUAUGGAGCAUCACGGCAUGAGCGAGAGCUUUCGCAAUGCCCUGGAUGUGGGAAAUAAGGUUUUCACGUCCAUUUUCACCUUUGAGUGCAUUGUGAAGCUGAUGGCCUUGUCCAAGGACUUUUUUCUGUGCGGCUGGAAUAUAUUUGACCUGCUCAUUGUCACGGCCAGUUUGCUGGACAUCAUCUUCGAGCUGGUCGAUGGCCUUAGUGUCUUGAGGGGACUGCGACUGCUGCGUGUACUAAAGCUGGCCCAGUCGUGGACCACAAUGAAGGUGCUGCUGAGCAUUAUCAUAUCGACAAUUGGGGCGCUGGGUAACCUUACGCUGAUCUUGGUAAUAGUCAUCUACAUAUUUGCCGUCAUUGGCAUGCAAUUGUUCUCCAAAGACUACACGGCGGAAAAGUUUGACCCAGAUCCAGUGCCAAGAUGGAAUUUCAAUGACUUCUUUCACUCAUUCAUGAUGAUCUUCCGCAUAUUGUGCGGGGAAUGGAUCGAGCCGCUCUGGGACUGUAUGCGAGCCGAAGAAGAGCAAGGUGCCUCCACAUGCUUCGCCAUAUUUCUGCCAACUUUGGUCAUGGGAAACUUCAUGGUGCUCAACUUGUUCUUGGCCUUGUUGCUCAACAGCUUCAAUUCUGAGGAGCUCAAGUCAAAGAAAGAGAUAUUCAAGAAGAAGGAAGUGGGCGAGGAGUCUAAGCUGGCGAGGAGUAUCGAAAGGGUGCGGGAUCUGAUAAGGAAGAAGCGGCAAGAGCGUAAGGAUCGUAAAGAGCGAAAGUUUGCCGAGAAGUUCCAGCAGAUCGUGCUCGAGGCCCAGGCCCAGGCCCACGCUCAAAGUCAGGGUCAGGCACAGGGGGGAAUGGAGAUGGACAAGUCCAAUCUGUUGGCCGAGACUAAGUUCCAUAGAUUGAGCUACCAGGAAUCUAUGAAUCGGCCAGUCUCGGGUUCUGACUUUGGCUUCCAGAUCCCCUUGAGGGACGGCCUGCACACAAUUGUUGAUGGCCUCGAGUACGACGAGGCCUCGGAUGUGCCCGAGCAGAUCCAGCUACAGGAUCAGCCACUGCCACCAAUUACAGACUCGCUGCCGCCCACCUACGAGACCGCCAUCAUGUCUGCCCACAGCAACAACCUAACUCCGUUCGCCCUGGCGGAACGACGGCUGCAACACCAGAUAUCCUCGGGGGUUAGCACCCAGCAGAACGACUCCAGGGACGAGGCCACCUACACGGAGUCGAUCGAGCUGCGUCUCCUGGGCCAGUACAACUCCACGGACACGGAUCCAUAUGCCAACGACCAGCGAAGUGGCUCUUUCAACCGCGGAGACUCUUUUCAGGAUAACUCCUCGCGGCGCUACGGCAGCGAAGAGCACGACGAGGCCUACCUUAAGUACCAGAAAUCGUUGCUAACCCGCUCACCCAGCUACAGGAAGUCUCUGGACCGACUCUCACAGUCCAGCGGUCACUCGCAGCGCUCGCUGCUCAAGUCGGAGGAGGCGGAGAUGCGAAGGCACUCUAGUGGCCACUCCCUGAACUCCAUAUCGAUCGAGCAGGAAGAGCUGCUCUCGCAGCAGGGGAAUCUGCGCGAGGAGCUGCUCAAUUGCGAGCAGAAGGAGCUCUUUCAGUUCCUCCAGGAGGAUAACGAGAUGCCGAAGUCCAAUCUCAGCUACAUUUCGUCGAACCUCAUGCGGUCGCGGCGAUCCUCCAGCCAGGGACAUCAAGAGAGCGAGGCGCUGGUGGAGCACUCGGAGUUCGAUAACAUCAUCCAGAGCUUCGAGAAGGAGUUGGAGGAGAUCAAACGCUCGACUACGUCGCUGGAGCGCAAGCUCUCCACCCUCUCAGAACCCUCGCCGGCAGCCGACGAGGCCACCAAAGCGAUCAUGGAGCACAUUGCCAUUAUCACGGGAGCCUCGGAGCGCACAGCCGCCGAUGAGGUAGUGCAUCCACUCAAUCCUUAUGACAGCUACGACCUAUCCAGCGUUCCGAGACGCUCCCAGUCCGUUAGUUCCGCCGCCCAGCGGCAGUCCGUGAAGAUAAAACGCCGCAGCCUGGAGAAGCAGCGCAAGAUCGACGAGGACUUUAGCAUAUCGAAUGAAAUACGCAAAAUCUGUGAUCAAAUCCAUGCGCCUUUCGUGGCCAUGGAGGCCAUGGCAGUGGCAGCCACCAGCCAAGGUCCAGGCGCCAGCCAGUCCCCCUUCACGCGCCGCAAGAUCGACCCAUUCACGGUUCAAUUCGAUCGCUUCAAGCGGUUGUCGCUGAUCGAGCGGCUGGAGGAGCUGCCGGAGGAGGAAAAGCCAAUCUCCACGCUACGCAUCGAAUCGGAGAAGAUGCCGCGCAAGUUUCUCAACAGCGACCAGCUGCGCCUGGACAGUCUCUCGCUCAAGAGUACCAACUCCUACGAGAACCUGCUCAUCCAGAAGCAGAAGCUUGUUCUGCCAUUGUCCACUGGUGUACCCGCCACGCCACCCACCUCCUUGAAGUCGAGCAUUGAGCCACCGACACUGGCGCAAAUUUCAUCGCUAAAGGUCACGCCCACGCCCACGCCCCCGCUGGCCGCCCUCACCGAGCACCAGCAGCACUUUCAUGCUACGAGCAUCCAAACGGCCCCCUCUCAUGGUCACGGCCAAAGGCACACCCAUGGGUCUGGCCAUCGGCACGGCAAUGGCCACUCACAAGCACACCCAACGGCAGGGCAGAGGCGACGCCCCAUGGAGCAUCCACAAUCGACUUUAGACAAAGCCGCUUCCUUCCAGUCCGCGCGCACCGAGUCGCACAGCUCGGGCGCCGCCGACACCAGCUCGGCCCUGGCCCUGGCUCUCGCCCACACCCACAAGACUGAGCAAUCCGAUCAGCCGGAAAAGGCGGCACAGAAGCCGUCGGCAUUCACUCGACUGACCGAAAAACCAUGGCAUUGUUUGGUUUCCUACGUAGACGACCUCACCGUCGGUGGGAGACGUAACUCGCAGGGCGCUUACAAUGAUCCCAUGACUUUUCCGAGCUAUGGGCAGGCGAAGCCGCCGAAGGUGCCAGAUGACUGCUUCCCCCAGAAGUGCUACGAUCACUUUUACUUCCGCUGCCCUUGGUUUAUGUCCUGCAUGGACACGCCGAGCGCCAAGCAGUGGACCCGCAUUAGGACGGCUGUCUUGACGGUUGUCGAUACUCCGGCCUUUGAGUGGUUUGUGCUAGUGCUGAUCUUUGCGUCGAGUAUCACGCUUUGCUUCGAGGACAUCUACCUGGACAGCAACAAGACGCUGAAGCGCGUACUCUACUGGACCAACUUCUCCUUCUGCCUGAUCUUCGUGGUGGAAAUGAUACUCAAGUGGCUGGCGCUGGGCUUCUCCAAGUACUUCACGAGUUUCUGGACCAUACUCGAUUUUAUCAUAGUGUUUGUAUCGGUUUUCUCGCUGCUAAUUGAAGAGAAUGAGAACCUCAAGGUUCUGCGGUCAUUACGCACCCUGCGUGCCCUGAGACCCCUGAGAGCGAUCUCUCGGUGGCAAGGAAUGCGGAUUGUAGUAAACGCUCUCAUGUAUGCAAUACCAUCAAUUUUCAAUGUACUUUUGGUUUGUUUGGUUUUUUGGUUGAUCUUCUCAAUAAUGGGUGUUCAGUUCUUUGGUGGGAAGUUUUUCAAGUGCGUCAAUGAAAUGGGAGAAUUGCUGCCAAUUACUGUGAGUACACUACACACACUCCCAAUAUGGAGCAGGAGAACGAUCUACCUGUCCUGUGUGACUGUACAAACCCACCCUACUCAUAUUUCCUUCUCCAUUUAUUGCGUGCAGGAGGUGAACGACAAGUGGGACUGCAUUGAGCAGAACUACACGUGGAUCAACUCGAAGAUCACCUUCGAUCAUGUGGGCAUGGGCUACCUGGCCCUGCUACAGGUCGCAACCUUCGAGGGCUGGAUGGAGGUGAUGGCGGAUGCCGUGGACGCCCGGGGCGUGGACCUGCAGCCGCAGCGGGAGGCCAAUCUCUAUGCUUAUAUUUAUUUUGUUAUAUUUAUUGUGUGCGGAUCGUUCUUCACACUCAAUCUGUUCAUUGGAGUUAUCAUUGAUAACUUCAAUAUGCUCAAGAAGAAGUAUGAAGGAGGAGUGUUGGAAAUGUUUCUCACCGAAUCUCAAAAACACUAUUACACGGCUAUGAAAAAAUUGGGACGAAAGAAACCACAGAAAGUUAUUAAGCGACCUAUAAAUCAUUUUUUAGCUAUGUUUUAUGAUUUAUCCAAUUCGAGAAGGUUCGAGAUUGCGAUCUUUGUACUGAUUUUUCUCAACAUGCUUACCAUGGGCAUCGAGCACUACGAUCAACCGCAUGCGGUCUUCUUUAUACUGGAAGUGAGCAACGCCUUCUUCACCACGGUCUUUGGUCUGGAGGCCAUUGUCAAGAUUGUGGGACUACGCUAUCAUUACUUCACGGUCCCAUGGAACGUAUUCGACUUCCUCCUGGUGCUGGCCUCUAUCUUCGGCAUUCUAAUGGAGGACAUCAUGAUCGACCUGCCGAUCAGUCCGACACUACUGCGCGUAGUCCGAGUAUUUCGUAUAGGCCGCAUCCUGCGCCUGAUAAAGGCGGCCAAGGGCAUAAGGAAGCUGCUUUUUGCGCUGGUAGUGUCGCUGCCAGCUCUCUUCAACAUUGGUGCCUUGCUGGGACUGAUUACCUUCAUAUAUGCCAUACUGGGCAUGUCGCUCUUUGGGCACGUGAAGCUGCAGGGCGCCUUGGACGACAUGGUGAACUUCCAGACCUUCGGGCGGAGCAUGCAGCUGCUCUUUCGCCUGAUGACUUCAGCCGGAUGGAACGACGUUCUCGAGUCGCUGAUGAUCCAACCACCCGACUGCGAUCCCUUUUUCAACCGGCAGACUAAUGGCGACUGCGGCCACCCUUUGCUGGCCAUUACUUACUUUACGAGCUUCAUCAUUAUCAGCUACAUGAUUGUGAUCAACAUGUACAUUGCCAUCAUUCUGGAGAACUUCAACCAGGCGCACCAGGAAGAGGAGAUUGGGAUUGUCGAAGACGACUUAGAGAUGUUUUACAUACGCUGGUCCAAAUAUGAUCCACAUGCCACCCAGUUUAUACACUUCUCGCAACUGUCCGAUUUUAUUGCCUCUCUCGAUCCACCAUUGGGCAUCUCGAAGCCUAAUAAUGUCGCUCUAGUGUCAUUUAAUCUGCCCAUCUCUAAGGGUAAUAAAAUACACUGUCUCGAUAUUUUGCACGCGCUCGUGAAGCACGUGCUAGGUCAUGUCGAGGAGACCGAUAACUUCAAACAGUUGCAGGAACAAAUGGAUGUCAAGUUCAAGAAACAGUUUCCAACGCGCAAAGAAUUGGAAAUUGUUUCGUCGACGCGGAUCUGGAAGCGCCAGGAAAAGGCGGCCAAGACCAUACAGACCGGCUGGAAGGACUAUUUGCGGCGCAAGAAUGAAAAGGAGCGCUCCAAUUCCGGCGACAGUGCCACCCAAACCUCCAGCCCCGGCGGAUGGCAAUCGAAGCUCUCGGCUCUAAACUUUUUCCAUCUGCAGGUCAGUCGUCGGGGAACCGCCUGCUCCAGUCGUGCCUCAUCGCGGAAGUCCUCGCGUGCCUCUGAUGGCUCCGAUCUGAGUGAGCUGGCCGGGCCCUGGCUGAAUCUGCCGCUGAUGCUAGUCUCGGGGGCCGACGAUGUCGUCAAGGAUAUCAAGCAGCAAAGCGACGAUAUGGGCAAACGCGGUAGCAUAUUUGUGGAAGCGCCUAGAGCAAGUCGUCGCCGAAGCUUUUAUAAUUUCUUUUUGCGUCAUCAGGAUGCUGUCGAUGACAGCUUAACCUCACCUUCAGUACAUAGAAAAACUGCUAUAAAUCCCACGACCAACACUACCACCUCAGCCUCUGUCUCCGUCAGCGCCUCUGGUGCGGCCUCCGCCACCGCCACUGCGACAGCAGCAUCCGCCUCCGACAGCGACAGACAACAGGUGGUGGGGGGGCCGGUUAACUCACGUAAGCGCGCCUCUAGUUUCAUACGAAAGAAACCCCCCCUUGAAAGAGGUCUGUCAGCACAAAGCGCUUUAAGAGUUAACAAGAACGCUUUUGUCUCGGAGGGACCUGCCCCCGAGGUGAUCGUAACCCGGCCAUCGCCGGAUCAACAGACGCAUCCGCACAUGCAUGCCCUCGGCCUGCGGCCGGACAAUGCUACACUAGUCCAUGUGCUGGUGCACCGCGAGAGCGAAGAGUACAAGGAGGAAGACGAGGGUAGCCUCUCCUCAACGGGCAAUGGCAAUGGCAAUGGGCACGAUAAGCCCAAGCCGCCGCAGAUUCGCAUCAGCACGGGUUCGUCGGAGAGCCCCAUGGACACGUCCCUGAUGCCUACCGUGCAGAUAAUGGUGGACAGUCCCAAGGAGCCGCCACGCGGCGACUUCAGUACGGAAUUGGCUGCUACAUCCACAGCCGUAACGAUCGGUGUGGAGGUGGACCCAUCUCCCAUCGAUGUGAAUGUGCAGGGGGACACAUCGCAGGUGUUCUACGACUACAAUCCCGACAAAGCCACUGGCAACGAAAUUGUCGAGAUGGACACACUCGACGAGGAUGAGGAGCAGACAGCAGCUGAAAGGGGAAUUGAAGCUGAAGCACUUCCAGCCGAGGACCAACAGAGAUGACCUUCGGUCAACAGUCGGCAGCAGGAUUCCAGCAGCAGCAGCAGCAGUAGUAGCACCAGCAGCAGGAUCAGUGCCUGCUGCUCGUCAACAUCAACAUCCUCGGCUGUCGCUGGCCGGCGUCCAAGUUGACAACCUCCGACCUGAGCGCAAAUCCGAUGCCGAUUCCUGUGUGCAUUUGUCUCAGAACUCGUAGUUUCUUAGGCUUAGGCUUAGGCAUAGGCGGGGUCGGGGUACCCCUUUGUUAUCGUAGUCGAUUACAUAUAUAUACAUACAUAUAUAUAUAUAUAUAUAUAUAUAUAUACAUACAUACUAGUCGCUUUAUACGAUAUAUACACAUAUACAUAUACGGAACUAUCCAAAUUUAUAUACAAUAUCAAUCUACGCUGGCCAGGAGAUGGUGGAGGUGGAGAAGAAAUCAAUAUUAAACUCUGUGUUAACAAAAACGUGCAUUAAACAAACCGUACAUUGUGUACACGUAUCGCGAAUCAAAACAUAACAAAAAAAAAGAAAAGAUUCGGAAUAAGAAUCAGAAUCAUAGAAUAACUAUCACAAUCAGAAUACGAAUCGGUAUCGGAGAAAAGUGCAGAACAUAUGUCAAUAGCUUACCGGCCGUUCGGUUCCAUGUUGUAGUCAUAUCGAGGUAUUUCUUGGAUAUUUUCGAAGGUUGUUUUUGAACUAUACAAUACGAUACAAAGAGAUUGGCAUUGCAUGCAUGCUCGAGCAUUCAAUACACCCAUUUAUACAUACAUGCAUAUGUAACUAUGCAUAUGUGUAACUAUCGCGGUCAGAUCUAGGCUCAUGACAGUAGAUUUGAUUUUUUUCUCAACUAUCGAUACAUAUGAAUAUAUUUUGUACAUAUGCCAAAAGAAGUAUUUUAAACUAAUGAGCUAAUACUAUACUUAUAGAUAUACUUUACAUAGCGUCUGCCGUACGGUACCAGGUCUUAGCAUACGUACAUACAUAUGUAUUACAUUAGUUAGUGCAAAUUUAAUAAAAUAUUUAUAAAGGUUUUUCGUUACGACUACGAUACCGCAUACAAUUACCGAUUACCAAUACGAUUACGAUAGCGCUAGCGCUAGCGAUACCGAUAAGCGAUUAUUAUUCAUUACCGAUUGUUCGAAGUACAAAAGCGAAGUAUUAGUAGUUUUGAUUAUCAUGUAUUGUACAUAUGAGUAUUUGGAUAUCCACACCCUCAACUUACCCGUACAUACAUAUGUCUCUCUAUCCAUCUCUCUUCUUCAGCAUCCUUCAGUAAUAACUUAAGUCGAAGAACAAUGUCAAGUGAAUCUAAUAUUAAACCCAAUCCAAUCGGGAAAUAAUAUACUAUCCAGAAGAUAGCACUAGAAUCGAAGUCAAAUCGUAAUCGAACUAAUCCAAACCAAACCAAACCAAACCAAAUCGAAAUCAAUCAGCAAUCAGCCAGAUGAACCGCAGUCCUACCUAACGAAUAACUUUUAUUGUUGUGAACUAAUGAUUAGUUAAUUUACUAUAUGAUUUAGAGUAGCUUAAAUCGAAACCAACUUGCAACAAUUGUGGUCUCCUAUGAAACAAAAGAACAAACCAGUAAGCUUCCACAAGAACUCUAUUUUAACAUAAUGAUUUACACUUUACAAACUAUGUACGUGACAUCUUUGUACAACUUUGAUAAGGGCUUGGCCCUGGGCCAAGUUUCCAAGAAACUUGUCGUGUUUUUGUUAUAUUUUAAGUGUUGUUCUCUCGCUCUUAAGUCGUCAUUGUGAUCGCAUUAAGUUUACACAUCGAACACGAGUUUUGCGGUAUGAUUAUUAUACAUAGUACUAUACGAGGAAAACCGAAACCGAAAUACACCAGCAGCCUCCAAAGCAGUGCACACUCCACUCGACUUUACUCUACUCUUACUCUUACUCUAUUUUCGAAACCUAACAACAACAGACAAUCAGACAGCGAUUGAUAGUAAAUUGAAAUUCUAUGGUACCAACUAAAUCGUUUUCUCCAAGAACAAACAAAAUAUCGUACACACAACAAAUUAAUUGUGAUUUUAACUGCAAUUUUUACACACAAAAAACAACAAGAACAAGCAAAAUGAUACAAAAACAAAAAAAAAACCAAACUAAAAUCGUAAUUUUUAAUUAGAAAUGUUAACAGAGAUAGAUGAAAUAUGAAAAUGUGAAAAACCAAAAGAAAAAACCGACACAAAAGCAAAAGCAAAAGCAAAACAAAACCAACAACAGACAGAAACCAAACACUCGUCAAUUAAGUGAUAUUUAAUAAUGGUACAUUGCCUAACAGUUGCAAGGAUUAUAUAUUGUAUGACAUAGGAUUUACAAUAUUUAGUACUCGUAUUCGAUUGUACAUAAACGAUAAACGAUAAUGAUUAACGGUAACGAAAUAGCAAUAGAACCUCUCAUCCAAUCAUCAAAGAAAAUGAAAACCCAAACAAAGAAGCUUUAAUUUUAGUUAUCUUUCAAUAAUAAUCGCUUCAAACGAUGUUUACGAUUAGAGAGCGACGCGAGACGAGACGAGACGAGCCGAGCCGACGCAAUGAUGCAAUAUGGGAGGUUUAAUUUAGUCAUAGAGUAUAAC